AUGUGGUCGGCUUCAGAUGGGUGUCAGGAGGUCAGUGAUCGGGGUCCAUCAUUACCUGUUACUCACCUUACCAGCCGUUCACUAUCAUACAUUGAGGAGCUUUCCUCUGGCAAGCGAAUAAACUUGUAUCGGUCUACCUCGUUCGCAAGGAGUUUCUCUAUCGCAUCGGUACAUAAAAUGAGUGAAACAACAACUCGCACGACGGGCCAGAAAAGAAAACGAGAUGAUGCGGCCUCAGUACAAAGUCCGGCAGGAGGAAACGCUCAAAGACAUGCCAUUGCUGACAGUCUCGGGUCGAACAUAGAUUUAGACCCAAACAACUUUCAGAAUGGCUCGUUCUACAUGGGCCACCCUCAGAAUGGUUACAAUCCGGCCUUAAUGGCGAUGCAAGCUACAAUAUUACAAGCUCAAACAGCUGCUGCAAUGGCUGCCUCCGGUUCGGGAACUGCAACACCAUCCGGUGCUCACCGCGCAAAGGACAGCGGCAAUGCUGACCGAACAAACUUUAACCAACUCAAGGAUGCCAUGUCUAUGGGUGGGGUUUCUCUUCGGGAAGAAGAGGAUUACCUUAAUCAACGUGGUCAGAUACCCAGCAGCUCCUACUCUGGAGAUAACCGCUCCCGUACCCAGGAUUUCAUCCCUCACCAAUUCCUCGUUUCCCUAUUCAAGACCGUCGCCAAACACCACAAGCUUCAGGGUAUCACCCAGGACGUCAUUACCCUUGCUGGACUAGCAGUCGAACAGCGUCUACGAUCGCUGGUGGAAAAGGCCAACGUCGCAAGUAAUCACCGCUGGGAGACCCAGACCGAAAUCAAUGCUGGAAAUACCAUCAAAAAGGAAGCCGACGAAGAAGAAAAGGAACGUGUUUCCAUGUAUGCCGAUGGAAAGACCCCAGUCUUCGAUAGAAACUUGCGAAGAGAUGUUGGAAAGCAAUUACUGGCCAUUGAAAA
Messenger RNA from Acaulospora colombiana, 950 nucleotides. The record is from the annotation of a GenBank genome assembly. NCBI's taxonomy places the organism in Eukaryota, Fungi, Glomeromycota, Glomeromycetes, Diversisporales, Acaulosporaceae.